UUCCAAUUCUGAUACUACUAUAUGGAAAAAGCGUGCGAGUGUAAUUACAAAAUUGCCCCAACUAUUUCCGGUGACAUUAAUAGUCAAUUGCUGACCUCUAACCGCGGUCAACUGUCCUCGGCCAUGGAGCUCGCCUCUCUGAAAUUGCAAUCGCAGAGGCUCUUCUUGUCUCAACUGAGGAGUCAAAGUCAAAGAAAGAAAGUGGUGGUGGUCACGGCCAAGAGAAGGUCAAACAUCGAAGGUGUGAGCGACGAGUUGAAUGCCAUCGCUUCUCAGAACUUGGACUUGGCACCCUCUCGCAGAAUGGUCCGUGCUGCUUUCCUACCGGUGCACCAGCACCUCGACCAUUACUUGUUCAAGGCUGCUCCUCCUGGGAUCAGAACUCAAGAGUGGUAUGAAACGAAUUCCAGGGGAUUCGAAAUUUUCUGCAAAAGCUAUUUUCAGAACUAGUUAAUUUAGAGAUUGAGAUUAGGUUCAAAAUUCUGUUCAGGUCUUGCCAAGAGAAUUGCUGCUUCUGGAUAUGCUGUUUAUGCUAUGGAUUACCCAGGUUUUGGCCUUUCUGAAGGCUUACAUGGUUACAUUCCAAAAUUUGAUGAUCUGGUUGAUGAUGUUAUAGAACAAUACGCAAAAAUCAAAGCAAAGCCUGAGGUUAGACAGUUGCCUGGAUUUCUAUUGGGGCAGUCAAUGGGUGGAGCCAUUGCCCUUAAAGUUCAUUUGAAGGAACCAAAUAAUUGGGAUGGGGUAAUCCUUGUAGCACCAAUGUGUAAAAUUGCAGAAGAAAUGUUACCAUCUAAGGCAGUUUUGAAGGCAUUGGAUCUUUUGUCUUAUGUGAUGCCAAAGGCAAAACUGUUCCCAUACAAAGAUUUAUCCGCAUUGACAUUCAGAGAACCAGGCAAGAGAAAAGUGGCCAACUACAAUGUUCUAUCUUAUGAUGAUCCAACAAGACUCAAAACUGGCAUGGAACUCUUAAGUGCCACACAGGAUAUUGAGUCACAACUGCAUAAGGUUUCGGCUCCAUUGUUGAUUCUUCAUGGAUCAGAAGACAAGGUGACAGAUCCAUUGGUUAGCCAAUUUCUUUAUGAGAAAGCUUCUAGUAAGGAUAAGAUUAUGAAGAUUUAUGAAGGAGGUUACCAUGGCAUUUUGGAAGGGGAACCUGAUGACAGAAUUUUUGCUGUCCAUAAUGACAUUAUUUCAUGGCUUGAUUCUAGAUGUUAAGUUAAUUGAGUAGGCAAUUAUUUAUAUAUAUAUACCUUCUAGGAAAAAAGUUAAUUCAGUUGACUUCAUUCUAUUGGCAUUGUAGUAAUAUGGACACCUCUCCAUUUGUUGAGAGGAUACAUCAGCAAUAAAUUCAUCAACAAUAUAUGGUAUAGUCUAUGGUGGCCACAAGUU
Messenger RNA from Arachis duranensis, 1389 nucleotides. RefSeq names its product caffeoylshikimate esterase-like. The record is from RefSeq and is a predicted model, not a curated record. Gene Ontology annotation, molecular function: lipase activity. Lineage: Eukaryota; Viridiplantae; Streptophyta; Magnoliopsida; Fabales; Fabaceae. Gene Ontology annotation, cellular component: membrane.